AUGGAAAACACGUGCUUUAGAGACCCCAUAUGGCUGCAGCACAACCUGCUUACUUCUGACUCGAUACUGGAGUAUUUUUCGUUCUCGCAGUUCUACGACAAAAACUGCAACAACGAGGUGCUGAAGAUGCAGACAAUGCAUAGCACUCUGUCGGGGAUAGACGGGUUUCUGAAGAAGAUGUGCGGGAUACAGUAUUCUCUGCACUAUGCAGAAGAGCCCUCUCUUUUUAUCAUCAAGAAGUAUGAGAGGCUCUCGCCGGAGAAGGUUCUGAUGCUGGACUACUUCUACAUCAUGCACGGAACAGUGUACCAGGCGCCGACAGAGAGUGAGGUAAGCAGAACCCGGUAUACAAACGUUCUUUUUUCCAUGUUUGACUCUCUGAAGGAUCUCCCGUUUCAGAAGCCAGUGCAAAGUGCGACUAGUGCGUCUGUAUACAGCAGAAUUGAAAAGAAGAAGAGCAUCUCUACAUCAAGGAUAGCUGGCCUGUUCAACUCGUACUACAUGGACUAUCUUAGACAGUGA
Nematocida minor is the source of this 522-nucleotide messenger RNA. RefSeq names its product mediator of RNA polymerase II transcription subunit 6. Lineage: Eukaryota; Fungi; Microsporidia. Gene Ontology annotation, biological process: regulation of transcription by RNA polymerase II. Bases 1 to 522 code for a protein of 173 amino acids. The transcript has a single exon. Gene Ontology annotation, molecular function: transcription coactivator activity. The record is from RefSeq and is a predicted model, not a curated record. Gene Ontology annotation, cellular component: core mediator complex; mediator complex.